AAUUCUUGAAACUCUUUGCUUUUGAUCAUCAACUCAUUUUUGGAAUUCUAUUUUCUUUCAGUUUUUUGUUCUUUGUUUAUACUUUGUUCUAAUGUGCUCUCGGUGAUUCUCCAUUUUGAUUCCCCUUUUCUAUAUCGUCUACAGUGUCCAAAAGAAAACAGGGGGGAUUCCGUAGAGAAGAUUUCUUUCUUUUUUUUUUUUUUUGGAUGAAAUCUAUGAAUCAUUCCCCAUCGUGAUCUCAGGGAAAGAAGAACAUGAAUCAACCGCGCAAUCGAUGAACAAGCAUAGUUUGCUUAAGGUUUCAAAUAAAUGAAAAUUAAUCUAUCGAGAUCUUUCGCGAAGAAAUCGAAUCGCAGAUGGAUCAGGAUCCUGGGACCAACGACGACCUGGCCACGUGCAGCAGCAGCGGCGGCAAGGCGCCACAGUGCUCCGUGAUCUCGACGUACCGGGCCAAGAUCGGCGGCGCGCUCCGUGCCGUGACGGUGGUGUGGAGCAAGAACAUGAUGCACCACUCGCUCUCGGUGUCGAUCGACGGCAGCCACGGCGCGGCGACAUGCAAAGUGGAGAUGAAGCCAUGGCCUUUCUGGAGCAAGAAAGGCUCCAAGUCCUUCGACGUUGACGGAAGCCAUGUCGACGUGUCGUGGAACUUCCGUCUGGCUAAGUUCACCGACGGGCCGGAGCCCUACGAAGGAUAUUUCGUCGCCGUUGUCUCCGGCGACGAGGUGGUGCUGUUGAUCGGCGACAGGAAGAAGAAGGCAUACAAGAAAACCAAGUCCGAUCCGUUUAAACCGCUUUCUUUUCUUUAUUCGGAAAUUUGCUCUUAAUGUUCACAUAAUUUGGGGUUGGAAUCUUGAGCAAGGUCGCGGCCGUCGUUGGAGGAGGCGGCGCUGGUGUCGAAGAAGGAGACGGUCUUGGGAAAGCGAAGCUUCGCCGCGCGGGCCAAGUUCGAUAGCCAGCGAAGCAAGGAACACGACAUCGUGGUGGAGCACUCCAUCUCCGACCAGACCAAGGACCGCGACGGCACCGAGCUGUGGAUCACCGUCGACGGCGCCGUCCUCGUCCACGUCGGCAACCUCCAGUGGAAGUUCCGCGGCAGCCAGAUCGUGUGGAUCGACCAGCUCCCGGUCCAGGUCAUCUGGGACGCCCACGACUGGCUCUUCAAGCCCCACGGCCUCACCCACGCCCUCUUCUUGUUCAAGCCCGGCCUGCCGGAGCCCAUCCCUGCGCCGCCUGAAGCAAACGAGCCCGACAAUGCUGCCGUCAUGGUUAACGACGAUGUUAGCGCUGCAGGUGGACAUUCUUCGGAGUUUUGCUUCUUCCUGCACGCUUGGAAGAUCGAAUGAUUAACAGCGAAGUAGCUCUGUUUUAUUAUUAUUAUUAUUAUUAUUAUUAUUUAUUCCUUUUC
Messenger RNA from Zingiber officinale, 1405 nucleotides. RefSeq lists its product as uncharacterized. Lineage: Eukaryota; Viridiplantae; Streptophyta; Magnoliopsida; Zingiberales; Zingiberaceae. The record is from RefSeq and is a predicted model, not a curated record. The transcript has a single exon. Bases 357 to 824 code for a protein of 155 amino acids.